GGAGGGCAGGGCAGGGGAGCUGUGAGGGGAGGGCAGGGGAGCUGCUCUUGCUGUGAGUUGGCUGUUGGGGAGCAGGUUGCAGGCUGAGCGCCCUGUGAGUUGCAGUGAAGAUGACUGAGGAGGGGAAAGCUGAGAGCAAAGGAGACAUCAUCAGCGGCAAAGAUCUGGAGAAACAGCUUCGUCUCCGAGUCUGUGUUUUGACUGAAAUCCUCAAGACUGAGAGCGAUUAUGUGGAGACGUUGGAGUUUCUGGUCUCUGCAUUCCUCCAACGAAUGAUUCAGCACGCGGCUUCUAAAGUGGACAAGAAUGUGACUGAGGAGACCGUAAAGACGUUGUUUUCUAAUAUCGAGGACAUUCUCGCCGUCCAUAAAGAAUUCUUGGGAAUGAUUGAGGAAUGCCUACAGCCUGAGCCUGGUGCUCAGCAUGAACUAGGAAGUUGCUUUCUUCAAUUUAAAAAUCGAUUCUCCAUUUACGAUGAGUACUGUAGCAACCAUGAAAAAGCACAAAGGCUAUUAUUGGAACUGAAUAAAAUAAGGAGCGUACGGACGUUUUUACUGGGCUGUAUGCUGCUAGGAGGUCCAAAGAACCCUGAUGUCCCACUUGAAGGAUACUUAGUGGCUCCCAUACAGAGGAUAUGCAAGUACCCACUUUUGCUAAAGGAAUUGAUGAAGAGGACGCCAAAGAAACACAAUGACUAUGUGGCAGUUCUGGAGGCUCUUCAGGCAAUGAAGACUGUGUGCUCCACCAUUAAUGAAGCUAAGAGACAAAUGGAAAAACUGGAGAUUCUCGAAGAAUGGCAGUCACAUAUUGAAGGAUGGGAGGGUUCAAACAUAACAGAUACCUGCACUGAGUUGCUGAUGCAAGGGGUUUUGCUCAAAAUUUCAGCUGGCAACAUCCAGGAACGAUUUUUCUUCCUCUUUGAUAACCUGCUGGUGUACUGCAAAAAGAAACACAGGCGAUUGAAGAACACCUCACACCCUAAGAAAGCUGCUGAUGGGCAUCGUUACCUUUUUCGGGGCAGAAUAAACACUGAGGUCAUGGAGGUGGAGAAUGUGGAUGACGGAACAGCCGAUUAUCACAGCAGUGGCCAUACCGUCAUCAACGGCUGGAAGAUCCACAAUACCGCCAAAAAUAAAUGGUUUGUCUGUAUGGCCAAGACACCAGAGGAGAAACAGGAUUGGUUGGAGGCCUUUUUGAAGGAACGAGAAUGCAGAAAGUGUUUGAAAUUAGGCGUGGAGCAAGAUACCUGGGUGAUGAUCUCUGAAAAGGGGGAGAAGCUCUAUCACAUGAUGUGCAAACAUGGCAACUUAAUCAAGGAUCGGAAACGGAAACUCAGCACUUUUCCAAAAUGCUUCUUGGGCAGUGAGUUUGUCGCCUGGUUGAUGGAAAUCAAAGAGAUCAGUAAGCCUGAAGAAGGAGUUCACCUGGGACAGGCACUGCUGGAGAAUGGGAUCAUUCACCAUGUAACAGACAAGCAUCAGUUUAAACCGGAGCAUAUGCUGUACAGGUUUCGAUACGAUGAUGGGACGUACCAUCCAAGAAGUGAAAUGCAAGAUGUUAUCUCCAAGGGUGUCAGACUUUACUACCGGCUCCACAGUCUAUUCACUCCUGUGAUCAGAGAUAAAGACUAUCAUCUUCGAACUUAUAAGUCAGUGGUGAUGGCAAACAAGCUGAUCGACUGGCUAAUUGCACAGGGGGACUGUAGAACGAGAGAGGAAGCAAUAAUCCUGGGUGUGGAACUGUGUGACAAUGGUUUUAUGCACCACGUCCUGGAAAAAAGUGAAUUUAAGGAUGAACCUCUCUUAUUCCGUUUUUUUGCUGAUGAAGAAAUGGAGGUUUCAAACUGGAGGCAGAGGCACAUGCGGCAUGACUUGAAAAUCGUUGAAAAUGUCAUAGCCAAGUCAUUGCUGAUUAAAGCUCAUGAGGGCAGCUAUGGUUUUGCACUUGAGGAGAGGAACAAGGUACCUAUUGUGAAGUCUGUGGAGAAGGGAUCUUAUACUGAGAUGGCAGGUCUGGAGGUCGGGAAAAAGAUUUUUGCUAUCAAUGGAGACCUGGUUUUCCUACGACCCUUUCAGGAAGUGGAGUGUUUCCUGCAGCAGUGCUUCAAUAGCAAAAGGCCUCUGAGGGUUCUUGUGAACACGAAGCCACGAGAAACGAUAAAGAUUCCAGACUCUGCAGACGGACUUGGAUUCCAGAUCCGAGGAUUUGGCCCAUCAGUUGUCCACGCUGUUGGCAGAGGAACCGUGGCAGCAGUAGCUGGUCUGCAUCCUGGUCAGUGCAUCAUCAAAGUAAACGGGAUCAACGUGAGCAAAGAGAGUCAUGCAAGUGUGAUUGCUCAUGUCACAGCGUGCAGAAAAUACAAACGCCCUUCCCAGCACGAUUCCAUUCAGUGGGUGUACAACAAUACUGAGAGUGGUCAGGAAGAUACCCCAAAAUCCAACUUAAAGUCUCCAGGUUCAGGAGGAAAUGGCAUUGAUGUACAAGAUGGAUUCAAUGAAGAAGUCUUUGAUAAGUUCAAUACAAUGGCUUUAAUUGAUGGGAAGAAGGAUCACGUGAGUCUGACUGUGGAUAAUGUUCACUUGGAGUAUGGCGUGGUGUAUGAAUACGAUAGCACGGCUGGCACAAAAUGCCGUGUGCUGGAGAAAAUGAGCGAACCAAAGGGAUUUUUCAGUUUAACAGCGAAGAUCCUCGAAAGCUUGGCUAAGAACGACGAGCAGUUUGUGGAGAGCUGCGGCCGGCUGAGCUGUCUGAGUGAAGCAAUGUCUCCUGAACUUCACUCAAAAUUCAGCCGCAUGUGCAGCGAAAAGCUUGAGCGUAUUAACCGAAGGAUCACAAACUACAAGAAGUUUUCACGAGUUCUGAAAAACCGAGCCUGGCCCACUUUCAAGCAAGCGAAAUCUAAGAUUCCUCCACUGCACAGCAGUGAUUUCUGCCCGACCAAUUGUCACAUAAAUGUGAUGGAGGUGUCUUACCCAAAAAACGCUGCUUCACUGGGCAGCGUGUUUGGUGUGCAACUGGACAGCCGGAAACAAUCCACCAGUGACAUUGACAGCAAGAACCAGGACCAAGACAAAUUGGACCCAGUGGUGUAUAUCCAGCACUGCAUCACCACCAUGGCAGCUCCCUCUGGACACAGUUUGGGGCAGCAGGAUGGGCAUGGCCUUUGCUUCCUCCUGAAAGAAGAGGACGUGGAGACUCGGGAUUCAUACCAGAAGCUACUCAAUAAACUGCAGACAGUUGUAAAGGAACUGGAAACUUACAUCUCACAGAUUGAUGACCUCCUCUCAUCAAUAACACACCCGACGAUACCAGAGAACAGGACUUCCGAGGCUCUAAUAACAGGAGAGAACGAGACCGACAGGGGAGAACGCAAUAGUAAGAAAGUCUGCUUCGUGGUAACAGGAGAUGACCAGGAAGAUUCGGGUCACGACACAAUAAGCAACAGGGAUUCCUAUAGUGACUGUAACAGUAACAGGAACUCCAUUGCUUCGUUUACCAGCAUGUGUAGCAGCCACUGCGACUCCUAUGUACACAGUGAUGACAUGGACUCAGGCGAUGAGUUGCCUUGCAGUGUACGGAUUUCCCAUGAUAAACAGGACAAACUGCAUGGCUGCUUAGAACAUCUCUUUAGUCAGGUGGAUUCGAUCAGUAAUCUUCUGAAGGGGCCUGUCGUGACAAAGGCUUUUGAACAAACCAAACACUUCUACCCGGAACGGAGUUUACAAGAGUUCCAGCAGGAAAUGGAGUUGAAGGUCAGUUGCACGACACAACUGCGACUGAACGUGCAAAGAGAUCCAUGGAAUCUUCCCAAUGGCGUUCAUAACCUCAUACAGGCAAUCGCAAGAUUCGUUGAAGAGGUGAAGACUCGAGUUCUCUUGGCUCUUCUAGAGUACACAGAUACUGAUAUUCAGCUCCGGCAGGACAUGGUGUUUUGCCAGAGUCUUGUGGCCACAGUUUGUACUUUCUCAGAACAGCUUUUGGCUGCUUUGAACCAGAUGUACGACACCAAUCGGGAAUACGAAAUGGAGACGCAGGAGGCCAGUAAGAAGUGGCUAGAGCAAAUAGCCAGUGUAGGAAUCCUCUUUAACUUCCAGUCGUUGCUCUCUCCCAAUCUGAUGGACGAACAGGCCAUGUUGGAAGACACCCUGGUUGCCUUGUCCGACUUGGAAAAGAUCACGUUCUAUUUCCGACGGUCUGAAGAAGAACCAUUAGUAGCGAACACGCCCAUCACCUACAGAGUCGAGGGGAGUCGACAAGCCUUGAAAGUUUUCUUCUACCUCGAGGGAUACAAUUUUGAGCAGCUGCCUCAGAAGUUGCAAAAUGGAGGAGGUUUCAAGAUUUACCCAGUUCUUUUUACACAAGCAAUGGAAAGUAUGGAGGGCUAUUACUACAGAAACAAUGUGUCUGUAGAGGAAUUUCAGGCACAGAUCAAUGGAGCCUCUCUGGAGAAUGUGAAAAAUUAUUGCCAAAGACUCAGGGCAUUCUAUCUGGACAAGUCAAAUCUACCCCCGAACUCAUCCAAAGCUGCUAUGAUAGACAAGCUCCUGCGGCCUCUCAAUGCGUUGGAUGAGCUCUAUCGAUUGAUGGAAUCCUUUAUCAGGUCAAAACGAACUGCAGACUGUGCUAACACGGCCUGUGGGGCAUCUGGGGUUGGAUUGCUGUCCGUUUCAUCCGAGCUCUGCAGUCGCUUGGGAGCCUGCCACAUCAUGAUGUGCAACAGUGGAGUCCACCGCUGCACACUGAGUGUCACUCUGGAACAAGCUAUUAUUCUUUCAAGAAGUCAUGCGUUACCACCACGCUACAUCAUGCAAGCCACGGAUGUCAUGAGGAAACAGGGAGCAAGAGUGCAAAACUCUGCCAAGAAUCUUGGAGUGAGAGACCGAACACCACAUUCUGUCCCGAGAUUGUACAAGCUAUGUCAGCCACCGCCUGAUGGAGACUCAUGAAGACUUCUUCUGCCUUGUACAUAACGCACAGACUCUCAGUGAGAAACUCUUCAAUAACAGCAAAGGCCGUUUCUAUUCUAACUAAUGGCAUCAUCCUGGCUUGCUGAUGAGAUGCAGCUCGAACAGGCUGGUAAAAUGAUGUGUUGCCUGAAUGAAGUAUACAACGAUAAACCUUCGGCAUUUGAUCAACGGGAAGAAGUGCUUCCUCUUUACCACACUGAACAGUGGUCCAGCCUUAUAUUA
Messenger RNA from Callorhinchus milii (elephant shark), 5189 nucleotides. RefSeq names its product phosphatidylinositol-3,4,5-trisphosphate-dependent Rac exchange factor 2 (gene prex2). Gene Ontology annotation, molecular function: guanyl-nucleotide exchange factor activity; protein binding. NCBI's taxonomy places the organism in Eukaryota, Metazoa, Chordata, Chondrichthyes, Chimaeriformes, Callorhinchidae. Gene Ontology annotation, biological process: intracellular signal transduction. The transcript is spliced from 40 exons. Bases 111 to 4946 code for a protein of 1611 amino acids. The record is from RefSeq and is a predicted model, not a curated record.